Molecule: messenger RNA, 874 nt
Organism: Coffea arabica (coffee)
Lineage: Eukaryota; Viridiplantae; Streptophyta; Magnoliopsida; Gentianales; Rubiaceae
Molecular function (GO): protein binding
Source: RefSeq, a predicted model, not a curated record
UGACGACGUGUAACGUCAAUUCGUCAGAUUUCGAGAAGAACUUUUUUUUUUCUUUUUAUUUUUUUUUUUGGGAGAAACCAUUUGAAGCUUGCACACUUCACACACACACACACACACUGAGACACAGUCCCUCUUCACUCUUCCAAUUUUCUCAAAUUCAGAGGAAAUCAAGGCCCGUUUCACUUGAAUUCCUCUGCAGCAAGAUGUCCCAGCAGCCAUCCCAGACCAAGAGCCCAGCAGAUGAAAAUCACUCGGAGAUGUACAUUCGAGUUAAGCGCAGCAAGACCACUUACUUCUUGCAAUGCCUUCCCAGUGAAAAAGUUUUACAGAUCAAAGAGAAGUUGCAGAUCCUAAUUGAUCAACCAGUUAAUGACCAGCGAUUGAUUCUGUUGCCAAAUAAAGAAGUACUUGAUGAUUCAAAGUCAUUAGCUGAUCAGAAGGUUGAAAAUGAUGCAGUUGUGGCACUAACCUUGAGAAAAGAUGACAAUGAAUUUGAGGAUGUGAAUAUCGCGAGGCCUACUGAUUACUACCGUGAUGGUGAUGGUGGCUCAAAUUGGUGAGAAGAACCGUGUUUGGAGCUGCUGAAAGCCUGAAACUUUACACUCAUAUUCACUGCUAAUUAACCUGUUGUUGCUGUUUGGACUGCUUUUACAGCACUAGGAGUUGCUUUAUUAAUGAUCUUACGUUGAGGAUUUCAAGCAUGCAAUGUUUAGACUCCUUUCUCUUUAGCUGUUUUGGAUGAAAUUUUAAGAGUUGCUCUGGUGUUGGCGGGGCAGAGGGCCUAUUUUACUUCGAUUAUUACUCGAGAUGUUCUGGAACUUGACAGUCAUAAUUUCGAAAUUUAUGAAAAAGGAGAAAAUGAAAUUGUUGGCAA